UGGCAAUGUCUUGCCCAUACCAUCCCCUUGAACUUUGUUUCUAAGUUUCUUCCCUUUUGUUGCCUCUUUUCACUUUUCUCCGCUAAAAAAUCACUUACCUUCAACCCUCAUAUACACUGAACUCCUCUGACUUCUAAACGCUCACGCACUAAUAGAAAUGGCAUCAAGCUCUAUGAAAUCUUCACGUAGUUCUGGCUCAUCCUGGACAGCGAAGGAAAACAAGCAAUUCGAAGAGGCUUUAGCCUAUUUUGAUAAGGACACCCCAGACCGCUGGCAAAAUGUGGCCAGGGCUGUGGGUGGGAAGUCAGUGGAGGAAGUGAAGCGGCAUUAUGAGAUCCUUGUGAAGGACAUCAUACAAAUAGAAUCUGAUCAAGUACCUCUGCCCAAUUACAGGUCCACUGCUAGCAAUGGUAGAGGUUGGUAAUGAACGGAGAGAGUGUCAUGCAGGCAUAUGAAGAAUCUAGAGCUCCAAUGAAGUAAAAGUUGCAUCUAUAAAUAUUAUGGGGGUGAAUGUUAUUACAAGAGCAGAUGCAUAAAUGUGAAUGAUAUAGUUUGUUGUAAUGUCUUUCUAGUGUUGUUGAAUCAGUCCAAUAAAUGCAACAAAGAAGAAGCCCUAAGCCCAUGUAACGGAGUAUGCCCUUUCAACUUGUCCCUAUUGUAUGGAAAUUCUCUAAUUCAAGAUGUAAUUUAUAAAGUUUGUACUCUUUAUCAGCUGGGUAUUUA
Messenger RNA from Camellia sinensis, 723 nucleotides. The record is from RefSeq and is a predicted model, not a curated record. Lineage: Eukaryota; Viridiplantae; Streptophyta; Magnoliopsida; Ericales; Theaceae.